This is a messenger RNA of Myotis lucifugus (little brown bat), 1728 nucleotides long. RefSeq names its product basic helix-loop-helix and HMG-box containing 1 (gene MEIOSIN). Lineage: Eukaryota; Metazoa; Chordata; Mammalia; Chiroptera; Vespertilionidae. Gene Ontology annotation, molecular function: protein dimerization activity. The record is from RefSeq and is a predicted model, not a curated record. The annotation marks the transcript as partial. The transcript is spliced from 13 exons.
CAACACAGGAAGCAAAGAAAAAACCACACCGGCAAACUUCAUGAGUUGGCAUUGCUGCUACCCCUGGCCCCGAAGACCAGUAGCAAGAAGCUUACCAAGAAGGAGAUUCUGCAGCACAUCCUGCACUACAUUCUGUACCUCCAGAGAAACAUUGACGUGGCCAAGGCCUUGCUCCAAUUCCACACCGCCAAUGGGGAAGGUGGAGCUGGGGGGCUGGGCCGGAACUCCGCUGUGGGCUCACACAGCUGCCCACACUCCUCUCAGUCCUACCUUUGGGAAGCCUGUCGGAAACCUAGGAAGAAGAAGCUGACCCGAGCGUCAGGUGUCUGGGCCCAGAGCAAAGAAGACCUCCCACCUGAGCCAUCGUCUAGUGACAAGGCCCCAGCCCCAUCUGAUGCCAUCGCUCUGCUGUCCCAGACGCCAGACCCGCGCCCAGAACCCUUGUUGCUGUCUGGCCCUGUCAAGCCCAAGAAGCAGGUGACCCCACCCCCAGACCAGAAGGGAGGAAACGUGGAGGGGACCAGCACUCCUCCAAGAUGCUGUGACAGAAAUGGAGGAAGGUCCUGGCUGACAUUGCUGAAUGUGGCUAAGAACAGCAAAAACAAUGUCCAGGAUGAUGGGCUUUACCCUGACUUCGGGGCCCAGUACGGGGUCGAGAGGACCUAUUUUCUCUACAGAACACAGCCCUAUCCCAGGUACCAGCUGGUGCUCUACGAUUCCAGUGAGGAGAUGGACAAGGAGGCCCCAGACACUGACCCUUGGCUUCCUGCCUGGACCCCAGAGGGCAGCCCUCAUGGAAGCCCACUGGCCUUGGAGCCUCCCCACAUUGACAACUGGAGUGUGAUGGGCCAACCGAGCGAGAUCCUAGGUCUCAGUCCUUCCCUCUUCAGCUCCCCAGGGAAACUGCUGCCAGAACAGGUCUUGGAGGAUGGCAGCGAGUACCUGACCCAAGCUCUCUUUGAAGAAGUUUUCUUAGAUCCCGUGUCUUCACCUUCUGCCUGCGUGCUGGAAGUACCACCGAAGAAGGAGAGCAGUGAGUUGGGGCAUGAAGGGACACCAGUGUCUGCUCACAUCCCCUCCCAGGACACACCCCCUGAGGCCCCCGAAGACCUUUCUGACUCCCACAGCCCGUGCCUGUCCUCAGUGUCACUGGGCCACCUCUCGCUGAGUGAGGACAGCCAGGCAUCGUCCAUCCCCAGCUCUGAGGGCAUGGACACCGACAUGGACACAGAGCUGGUGUGGAGGCAGCAGGAGGCUCAGGCCAACCCUGAGGACCUGAAGUUCUCGAGCGAUGAGGAUGGAGACUACACAUGGACCCCCACCCGGCAGGAGAAGAGCAGGAGGGGCCAGGCAGACAGGGGCCCCAUGAUGCUCAAGAACAAGAAAGACUCCUGCCCCACUCAGCCGAAGAAAAAGUGUGUCAAUGGCUUCAUCAUGUUCUGUAGGAUGAACCGGAAGCAGUACAUCCGAGCCUGCCCGGGGACUGCGUCCACAACUGCCACCAAACAGCUGGCCCAGCUCUGGCGGGAGAUGACGGAGCAGGAGCGCAGACCAUACAGCAUCAAAGCUCGAAGGUUCAGCCGCCAGCACAAUCGGAUUGUGAAGCAGGAAAGCUCCAGCAGCGAGGACGAGGACUGGGGGAUCCCCAAGCCCUUCUACCAGCUGCUGGCGGACAGGGCCCGCUGUUCCUCACAGCCCGCCUCUCAGCUGCCUGCUGGCCACAGAUGA